This is a messenger RNA of Diospyros lotus (date-plum), 1727 nucleotides long. RefSeq lists its product as uncharacterized. The record is from RefSeq and is a predicted model, not a curated record. NCBI's taxonomy places the organism in Eukaryota, Viridiplantae, Streptophyta, Magnoliopsida, Ericales, Ebenaceae. The transcript has 9 exons. Bases 359 to 1273 code for a protein of 304 amino acids. Gene Ontology annotation, molecular function: acyltransferase activity, transferring groups other than amino-acyl groups.
AAUGAAGGACUGAAAAGUUCUUUCAAUUCUCUCCCUUCUCUCUGCUCACCUCACCGUUCGAGAGAGAGAGAGAGAGAGAGCUCACCUGUCAAAUCCAGCAAAUUCUCACGGCCAGAUUCCUGAAUCAGGGUUCGAUCCUUCAAACUAAGAUCGUCCAUUCUUUUCAUUUACCUCCUCAAUCAGCUCCAAGUCCUGUAAUCGAAUGGGUUGAGCUUCAGUUGGUUGAUUGAGAUAUUAGAAAGGAAGUACCAACACUUUUUUAGGUUUUAGGUUUUCUGGGUUGCCUGUAAGUAAUCGAAUGUUCCUGUUGCGCGAAACGUGGAAAUUUGAAGAGUUGAGAGGCAGUUAGAGAAGGGCGAUGGAGCUGAAAGGAAAAUUCAUGACGCAGUUUAAAGUACGGCAGCAGCCCCCUGAAUUGACAGCUUGGGUGCUCGGAAAGCGCGCCAAACGCCAAUCUCUGGUCGUGCUCAGCGUCUUUAGGGAGACAUAUCCUGUUUCACAUUCUAAGUGGAAAACUCUUGAAGUCCAUUGUGAUAAUGGCCAAAGUAUCUGGCAGUCAGCUGUUUCAAGGAGUGAUAAUUCAAAGUUAGCAGAACUCUCUUUUAAUCGGCUACAGCUGAGUGACCAGGAAUAUAAAGGCUUGCAAAAGCGAUAUUUUGGCCGAUUUGUUGCCCGUGAAGCUGUGCUUGAUGAAGAAUAUUGGACAGCAGCAUGGCUGCGAGCAGAAGCGCACUGGGAAUCCAUGUUGUACAUGAGGCAUGUUGACAGCUAUAAAAGAAAGUAUGCUGAACAGCAGGAGUUCUAUGCUUUGAAGCGACGGUGUACUGGGAGGGACGGAAAUUCAUUGAAGUGCUUCUGUUUUGUUGCUGUUAAGAAAGAAGAUAAAAGCAGAAGAAGAACUGUCCUAAACAGUGUUGUGGGAACUCUGGACCUUAGCAUCCGACAGUUCUUGCAAGGAGAAACAUACCCCGGGGAAGUAAAACGAUUGUCUGCAACCUUGGCAAGUCAUGGGCCCUUUGAUGCACAUAAAUAUGCUUAUGUUGCAAAUGCUUGUGUUUCAAAGUUUGCUCGGCGGCAGGGAGUGGCUUCAAAUAUGUUAUAUUUGGCUGCUGAUUUUGCCACCAUGGCAGGUAUGAAUCAAUUAUUUGUUCAUGUAAAUGCAGACAACAAGCCUGCCCAGGAAUUGUACAAAAAGACUGGCUUUAAGAUUGUCGAAGUUGCUUCAUCUCCUCUGUCGAAAGAUCAGAGGCUACUGAUGUCAAUGGAGUUGUAAGCUUUGUGGUAUAAUGCUAGUUCACAUUCAAUGUGAAGAAUACAUCAGGUUUACAGUUUGUACUUGUAUAGAUAUAUAGAUAUAUAUAGGCGUAUACUGAUAUCCCCUCGUCUCUUGCGUGUGCGCUAUGUUUGAUUGGGUUUAGGAUACGAAACAUUGUAAAUUAACACUCACCUAAUGUGUAUGUCCCCCUCAGAGCUUUGAGUUUGAGUGUAAGCUCGCAAGGUUAAGGCAACUUUGCUAGAUCUUGUUUAGGUAUACAUCCAGGGGGUAAAGUAUUUGUUGUAAUAUAUUGUGUGAUAUCACCAACUAAUUAUAUCAUAACUGAUGUAUUAUUCUUUGGACCAUGUAUUUAUUAUCUUUAGUGUAAGAACUAAAUUGUCCUAGACAAUCUACUGUAUGAAAAAUGAUUACAUGGUAUAGUUUGGAUACCAAAUUUCUUAGUGAUUCCUUA